AUGACGUGCCCUGAGGGGCUGCGAACACAUGCGGAUUCAUGCCGGAACGCCGCCGAAUUGUCCAAGGGGCUACAGCGAUUUUCCGCCCUGAGUCCGCCAAGGUCGGGCCACAAUUUGCCCGCGGGGCCGAGAGGAAAGCCGGCGAAGAACGUGGGGGGACGGGAGAACGGGGCCAAGGUGCUCUCCCUGUUCCCGCUUUCUUCUAUAUGCUGUAAAUAUGGUGUAUUCUCACGAUGCAAAUUGUUGAGGUAUGAAAUGGAGGGGGAAUUUCAUGGCGAAAGGAGAGGACAUACGGCCGCUCCUCCUCAUUCCAAUAUCAAGUGGGGGGAGUAGCGUGAAGUCGAGGCUGUCGCCGGGGGUGGGGAACUGUUAUUGGCGUGCCCUCGUCGCCCGCCAUUCCCGUUUUUAUUUGAGAAUGGGCCCAAGUUCAGUGAUACGUGUAAAAUUGAUGCGCGAUUCGGUCUGGGGCGACUUUUUUGGCCCGCCUUUCUUCCGCUUUUCCGGCUAGUCAGAUGUUUUUUGCGACUUUCGUUGGGCUCCUUGAUCAGCGCCGGAAGUCUUGGGUAUUGCAUUUCACAUGUUUCUCGCGACCAAUACGCGGAAUUCACGCCCGAUUACGCGAUUAAUAUGGGCAAUUUUCAGUGAGACACGAAAGGUAGCAUUGGUUAAUGGUUCAGGUGUUUGCGUGAGCCCUAUAAUCGGUCAGACGAAACGGAACGAGCCACUACAUUCGACGUUACAACUGCUUCAACGGGUAUCUCAACGAGCCCAGACGGAGUUUGAAACAAGUCGUUAGUUGUUUCUACUUUUAAUGACCACCUUUGCUAUUAUUUUCUUAUCCCCAAAGACUAAAAUCAACUGUAAUUCUAAUCAAAUCAACUUUCAGCUCCCGGUUUAUGCGCUGUGAAGACGGCCUUGUGGUCUUCCAGGCCACGGGCGCAUGUCUUUGCAACGCGCUGUGGGUCCCCGACUUGA
This is a messenger RNA of Bursaphelenchus xylophilus (pine wood nematode), 975 nucleotides long. The record is from the annotation of a GenBank genome assembly. Lineage: Eukaryota; Metazoa; Nematoda; Chromadorea; Rhabditida; Aphelenchoididae.